Molecule: messenger RNA, 2203 nt
Organism: Calypte anna (Anna's hummingbird)
Lineage: Eukaryota; Metazoa; Chordata; Aves; Apodiformes; Trochilidae
Product: cadherin-1-like
Biological process (GO): cell-cell junction assembly; calcium-dependent cell-cell adhesion; adherens junction organization
Cellular component (GO): adherens junction; plasma membrane; catenin complex
Molecular function (GO): cadherin binding; calcium ion binding
Source: RefSeq, a predicted model, not a curated record
AAUCUUCCUGGGCACCCUGUGAGGCCUCCACCUGCAUCUGUCCCGCCCAUGGGCUGGCAUUGGCUUCCCUGGAAGGACAGAGCCAAGGUCACAGCCACCACAGGGAAGGUCCCCAGCUGGCACCCAGAGGCACAGACAGACGGACGGAGCCAUGUCACCCUGCACCUUUGCCCUCCUCUUCCUCCUCCUUGUGCCGGACACAGUGACUGUUCCUGAGCAUGGCCAUGGCCUCCGACGUCAGAAGAGGGACUGGGUCAUCCCUCCCAUCAGCUGCCCCGAGAAUGAACGGGGUCCCUUCCCCAAGAAGCUGGUACAGAUCAAGUCCAACAAGGACAAGGACACCACGGUUUUCUACAGCAUCACAGGGCAAGGGGCAGACACUCCCCCCGUGGGUGUCUUCACCAUCGAGCGGGAGACGGGCUGGCUGGAGGUGACAAAGCCGCUGGACCGUGAGGAGAAAGAUAAAUACAUUCUCUUCUCCCACGCCGUGUCAGCCAACGGGCAGUCCGUGGAGGACCCCAUGGAGAUCAUCAUCACUGUGACAGACCAGAAUGACAACCGUCCCGUCUUCACCAAGCGAGUCUUUGUUGGCUACAUUGAGGAGAAUGCCAAACCAGGCACAUCCGUGAUGACCGUGAAUGCCACGGACGCAGACGAUGCGAUCAACGUGAACAACGGCAUCAUUGGUUACUCCAUCCUGAGUGAGGAGCCCAGGAGUGCCCAGCGGAUGUUCACCAUCAACCCCGAGCAGGGCAUUAUCAGCAUCAUUGGCACGGGGCUGGACCAGGAGACCACUCCCAACUACACGCUGAUCAUCCAGGCUGCAGACCAGGAGGGCACUGGCCUGACCAACACCGCCACAGCCAUCGUGGAAGUCACAGAUGCCAAUGACAACCCUCCCAUCUUUGACCCCACCAUGUACGAGGGGACAGUGAAGGAGAAUGAGGUGGGGGCAUUGGUGACACGGCUGUACGUGACAGACCAGGACAUGCCGGGCUCCCCGGACUGGCAAGCCGUCUACCGCAUCAGAAGCGGGGACCCCGACGGCGCCUUCAGCAUCUCCACUGACCCCAAAACCAAUGACGGCAUCUUGAAAACAGCCAAGGGCCUGGAUUAUGAGAGCAAGAGCCGCUACAACCUGGUGGUGGUGGUGGAGAACACCGUCCCCUUUGCCGUGCCCCUGGCGACCUCCUCGGCCAGCGUCCUGGUGGUGGUCACGGAUGAAAACGAAGCCCCCAUCUUCGUUCCCCCGGUUAAGAGUGUGGAGGCGAUGGAGGACCUGCCGGUGGGCCACCAGGUCACCUCCUACACGGCUCAGGACCCCGACAGGGACCAGAGGCAGAAAAUCACGUACCACAUGGGCAACAACCCUGCGAAGUGGCUGGCCAUUGACCCCGAGAACGGCAUCGUCACGGUGGCCCAGCCGCUGGACCGGGAGUCGCUGCACGCCAUCAACAGCACCUACAAGGCCACCAUCCUGGCUGUGGACAAUGGGCUUGUGCCUGCCACCAGCACGGGGACGCUGCUCCUCCAGCUCCUGGACGUGAAUGACAACGCGCCCACGGUGGAGCCCCGGUCCUUCGAUAUCUGCAACCGGGAGCCCGAAGAGCAGAUUCUGACCAUCAUUGACAAGGACCUGCUCCCCAAUACCUACCCCUUCCAGGUAGAGCUGAUAUUCAGCUCCAUCAGUAACUGGUCCAGCAAGGUGAUCAAACAAGACCAGCUGGUGCUGAGGCUGAUGAAGCGGCUGGAGCCAGGGGAGUACAGCAUCUGCCUGAAGCUGACGGACGCACAGGGCAAAACUCAGACAGUGACGGUCAAAGCCCAAGUGUUCGACUGCAAAGGGGAUGUCAACGAGAAACCUGUGUUUUACCCAGGUGGUCCCCAAAUACACGCUGAAGGUCCAGGCAGCCUAUGCGGGAGGCUUUGGGCUGCCGACCACUGCCACCGCCACCAUCAAAGUGCAGGCCAAUAUGAACGAGCCAGGGAAGGGCUCCCUGACCACACACGUGCUGAACACGGCCACGGGGCUGCCGGCGGCCGGCCUGGCCAUCCAGCUGGUGCGGCUGGAGGAGACGGAGCAGCGCUGGACGGAGCUGGUGCAGAGGCGGACAGAUGACAAUGGGCGUUGCGGACCCUUCCUGUUCCCGGGACAAGCCGAGCCCGGCACCUACAAGCUGCGCUUUGAGACUGCAGCGUACUG